GACAGUUAUUAUUUUUAUCGCAUCAUCAGCAGGCUCUCGAUCUUGCACCAUCAGGCACCAAAACAAUACCAAGAGGGAAUGAUUCUCAAACAAAUUUCCAAUCGAAUAUUGAUCGUUCGCAGGCAAUUUAAAAGCUUCUUAAGUCAAAAUCAAAGAAAUCGCUGGUCAGAUUUCAUUGAAAAACGCAGGAUGGAAGCAAGUGCAAUCGCUCGAACUGAGCCGGUGAUUAUGAAGAUCGACACGCCGGAGUUUCGUUCAAUUUUUACCAAAGAGCUUGAGGAUUUAAUUGAGUUGUUUAAGCGACAUGAUUUUGAAAUCCGUGUGGCUGGAGGAGCUGUGAGAGACAUCCUAAUGGGAAAGUGUCCGAAAGACAUAGAUAUUGCGACGACAGCUACCCCAACCGAAAUGAAGGAUAUUUUUACCAAGGAAAAUAUUCGCAUGGUAAACAUGAAUGGGGAGAAACACGGAACCAUUACCCCGAGGAUAAAUGACAAGGAAAAUUUUGAAAUAACUACGCUCAGAAUCGACGCCAUAACGGAUGGGCGACAUGCAGAGGUGGUUCACACUACGGAUUGGCUUUUGGAUGCCAACCGGCGGGAUUUGACUAUUAAUUCUAUGUUCUUGGGUUUCGACGGAAAAGUGUACGAUUAUUUCUAUGGCUACGAUGAUCUCCAAAAGCGCCGCAUUGCAUUUGUUGGUGAUCCAGACCUACGAAUUAGGGAGGAUUUUCUUCGCAUUUUGAGAUAUUUUCGAUUCUAUGGAAGGAUAGCGGAUGUGGAGAAUAAUCAUGAUGACGAAACCCUUCGCAUCAUCACCAAGAAUGGGUCUGGACUUGCAAAAAUAAGCGGCGAGAGAAUCUGGCAAGAAUGGAAAAAGAUUAUAGUAGGGAACUUUGGUUGCGAUUUAACAAUCAAAAUGAUAAACUGUGGAUUGGCUUCUUACAUAGGUCUACCAGAAGAGCCAAACAAGGAAGAAUUCGAAGCUGUAUUCAAACAAGCGCAAUCCGUUCAAGCAGGAGAUAUACAACCAAUUACAGUGCUUUCUGCUUUACUGAAGACCCCAGAUGAUGCUAUCGAGCUUAAUUUACGACUAAAAUUUACUGUUUUCGAGAGAGAGUUGUCGUAUUUUAUUACGCAAAACAGGGACGAAUUCAAACAGGUUAACGACCUUGUCGCAUAUCAACAGCUGACUUUGCAUACGAUAGGAAGCGCCAAACUGAGGAAGGAGCACGUUCUAGAACUGUUGCGGUACCAUGGUAAACGGGAUCUCUACUAUCAGCUAAAGGACUGGCAGAUUCCCUUCUUUCCACUCAAAGGCAACUUACUGAUCGAAAAGGGUGCUCCGAAAGGUCCCAAACUAGGUCAAGUAAUCACUGAGUUGAAAAUGAUAUGGGCUGCAAAUCAGUUUACUAUGAGUGAAUCGGAACUGCUGGAGCAUUUGCCGGCUGUGCUAGAGAAGCUAACAAUUGUCAAAAAGAACUGAUAAACGAAGUACAUACAAGGCAAAAUGUCAGUUGAAUGGAACUGAUUUACAUAAUAUUGAA
This is a messenger RNA of Armigeres subalbatus, 1543 nucleotides long. RefSeq names its product CCA tRNA nucleotidyltransferase 1, mitochondrial. The coding region runs from base 79 to 1482 and encodes 467 amino acids. Gene Ontology annotation, biological process: tRNA 3'-terminal CCA addition; mitochondrial tRNA 3'-end processing. Gene Ontology annotation, cellular component: mitochondrion. The record is from RefSeq and is a predicted model, not a curated record. The transcript is spliced from 6 exons. Lineage: Eukaryota; Metazoa; Arthropoda; Insecta; Diptera; Culicidae. Gene Ontology annotation, molecular function: tRNA binding; nucleotidyltransferase activity.